Molecule: messenger RNA, 2431 nt
Organism: Ostrinia nubilalis (European corn borer)
Lineage: Eukaryota; Metazoa; Arthropoda; Insecta; Lepidoptera; Crambidae
Product: pancreatic triacylglycerol lipase-like
Exons: 16
Coding region: 355-2034 (559 amino acids)
Biological process (GO): lipid catabolic process
Molecular function (GO): protein binding; triacylglycerol lipase activity
Source: RefSeq, a predicted model, not a curated record
UCUGCGGCUCAUGCGCCGGCGCAGUCCGCGCAGCACUUUCCCGCGCAUCGCACGCGUUCGCGCACCAGUUACAACACUCGCAAAGAUACCGAAAUUACGUGAGCCCAUUUAAACCCAUUCCCAUUCAAAGUAUACAGUAUACAACGCUACCUCCCGCCCAUUUAAAACUUUUCAAACUUCGCGUGUUUGUUUAUGUGCGUGCACCGCUGCAUACGACAUUUUCAGAGGUGAUUUAGCGGUUGAAGAAAGCGGAAGCUUAGGGGUGGCGUAAACAGCUGAUCGCGAGUUCCUGGAUAAGAAAGAAAUAUUUCACCAGAUCAGCGGCAUAACAACGCGUGAAAUUGCAUCCAGGGAAUGCGACGGCUGCACCUGACUGACAGGCACCUACGGGUGAUGCUGUGGUGCAUAUUGCUCGGUCUACAGCCUGCCUUCGGAGGCAUCCUAGACCCCUUCAACUGGGCUCGAUCUGACAGAAUAGAGGUCAACAUACCCUGGCUACCAUUUGAAAAUGAAACAAGAUGCUACGACGACCUCGGUUGCCUCAACAUCACAAGGAGUUGGUACCACCUAAUCCACCGGCCUUUCAACGUAUUUCCUCUGCCCAGAGUUGUUAUCAAUACAAGGUUCAUUCUCUAUACAAAGAAGAAUCCCACAGACGGACAGUUGCUAAACGUGAAUGUGAACAAGACCAUCGUGAAGUCCAAUUUUAAUCCACAGCGGCUCACCAAGAUGAUCAUACACGGGUUCAUUGACACACCACUGUCCAACUGGGUAAGUGAGAUGAAAGACGAGUUGGUAAAGGCGGGAGACUUCAACGUGGUGGUGGUGGACUGGGCGGGCGGCAGUCUGCCGCUCUACACGCAGGCCACGGCCAACACCCGCCUUGUGGGGCUAGAGGUGGCGCAUUUUAUUAACACAUUACAGAAAGAACAUGGCCUGAAUCCACUGGAUGUCCACAUCAUAGGCCAUUCAUUAGGAGCUCACACAGCUGGCUACGCCGGAGAGAGAAUACAAGGCUUAGGAAGAAUAACAGGGCUAGACCCCGCCGAGCCAUACUUCCAAGGAAUGCCGACGCACGUUCGGCUGGACCCCACCGACGCGCAGUUUGUAGACGUUAUACACACUGACGGAAAGAGCAUCUUUCUAUUAGAUUUUGUGUUUAUGGCAGGAUAUGGGAUGUCGCAACCGGUCGGACAUUUGGACUUUUACCCUAACAACGGCAAGGAGCAGCCUGGCUGCGACCUCACGGAGGGACCGCUAGUGCCCCUGACCCUCGUCAAGCAAGGCCUCGAAGAGGCGUCUCGAGUACUGGUCGCUUGCAACCACGUAAGGGCUAUCAAACUCUUCACCGAGUCAAUAAACGGGAAAUGCCCUUACAUAGGACACCAAUGUCCGUCAUACCAGCACUUCUUAGAUGGAAAAUGUUUCCACUGCGGUCAUGGUUGCGCUAUAAUGGGAUUCCAUGCUGACAGUUCUCCCGGCUUGAUUACAAAUAAAGAUAAUGAGACCGAGAACGAAGUGUACCCUUCAGAGGAGCACGACACCAUUGGGGCCAAGUACUACCUAAGCACUGGCAAAGAACAACCAUUUUGCCAACGACACUACAAGGUGUCUAUUCAGCUAGCAAAUCCUAAAGGAGCAGAAUCUUGGGUCCAGGGCUUUUUAAAAGUGACUCUUCUGUCAGAUCGCGGGGUUAUCCGAGGGAUGGACUUAACACCAAAUAACUAUGUUAAAUUAGAACAUGGCACAUCGUACACAAUUGUAGUAACACAUCCCAUGGAUAUGGGAGGUAAAGUUAGGAAGGUGGAGUUAUCGUGGGAGUACGACAUGAAUGUACUGGAGCCGCGAUCGCUCUGCAUCCUGUGGUGCAAUGACCGGCUCUACGUCAAGUCGGUAACCGUUGACCAAAUGGAAUUACCAAGUCGAGGGAAAAGAAACGUAGACUUCAGUAGCAAAUUGUGUACGCCGAAACGUGAAUUUGCUGAGAUCCCCAACCGUGGCUCCGCCAGUUUCUACGACAACUGCGGCAGGUAGCUGUGCCAUACAACCAACAUUGGACUUGUUAUUGUGUUAGGUCUAACAUUUAGACCCGCCAAAAGCUUUAAAUACGCCAGACGAGGGACACAAAGUGACACCAGUCUGGUGACAAGUUGUUAAAGUGAUCGUGACUGUCCUCAGUGAUGUUGUUACAGGGAGAAGAAAGAAAUAUAUUUCUUUAAAUUAUAAAAAAUUGUUGAAUCUGUUAUAGGACUAAGUGAGAGUUAUUUUUAUAGUAUUGUAUUUUGUAAUUACGAUGUACUGAUUGAAAUACUCAUAAAAUGUAUUCUUACUUUAUAUUUUAUUUAUAAACUGUGUAAAUAAAAAUUUCUUGUCUCGUACCUACUCUCAUUCCUUAUAUUUGUACAGAUUUUAUUAAACAAAAAAAUGCUAA